AUGACGAGCUGUGUUCAAUUUCCUCACGGACACGCCCAGGAGGUGGCGCGCAGCCGCAGAUUUAACCCCGGUUGUUGCCUGUGUCACUGCAAGGGGUUGUUUAAACCAUCGAUGGUUGUUCUGCGGAUAAGAAAUGCGCACAAAAGGAAAUAUGCACUUCUGGUUCUGUGCAUUGCGGGACUCAUUAUGUACCGAUAUCUGGGCAUGCCAGUGGGGGGAUGGAGGAUGACCAAGAAUUUCGGCCUGAAUGCCAACUCCUCCCAGCUCACCCUGGAGGGAGAGCCCUUCCACAUCCUCGGGGGAUCCAUCCACUAUUUCCGUGUUCCUAGGGCGUACUGGAGGGAUCGGCUGUUGAAGAUGAAAGCCUGCGGCAUCAACACCCUCACCACGUAUGUGCCAUGGAGUCUGCAUCAGCCAGAGAGGGGGUGCUUCAACUUCAACAUGCAGUUGGAUUUAGAAGCCUAUAUCAGUCUUGCUGCAGAAUUAGGAUUGUGGGUGAUUUUACGUCCAGGGCCCUAUAUUUCCUCUGAGCUGGACCUAGGAGGUUUGCCAAGCUGGCUGCUUCGUGAUAACAACAUGAGACUGAGGACCACUUACCCAGGCUUCACUGACGCUGUCAACACAUUUUUUGACAAACUCAUACCAAAAGUUGUACCUCUGCAGUUUAAGAAAGGAGGCCCCAUUAUUGCUGUUCAGAUCGAAAAUGAGUAUGGAUCCUUUGCAAAGGAUGAGGGAUACAUGCUUUUUCUUAAAGAGGCUUUACAGUCUAGAGGGAUCAGCGAGCUCUUGCUCACAUCAGACCUGCACAACAAAUUAAGAUCAGGGGGUGUAAAUGGAGUCCUCAGAGCGAUAAAGCUGCAAAAGUUAAAUCAGAGAGACAUCCAAGAUCUGAACAUGAUCCAGCCCAACAGCCCUGCCAUUGUUAUGGACUACUGGACUGGAUGGUACGACAUGUGGGGUAACCUACACCAUGUUCUUCCCCCAGAGGACAUGGUGUCCACUGUGAGGGAGAUUCUGAGACGAGGCAUGUCAGUCAAUCUCUACAUGUUCCACGGAGGCUCCAGCUUUGGCUUCAUGAGCGGGGCCCUCACCGAUCCUUCCUACAAAUCAAUAGUCCCCAGCUAUGAUUAUGAUGCUCCCUUGUCUGAAGCUGGGGAGUAUACUUCGAAAUACCAUCUGCUUAGAGAUCUACUGUCCCAAUACAGCAGUAAGCUAAACACAAAUAUUACAAUAAAGGGUGGGAUUUGCUUGUUUGAUAUUUGCCAUCUCUGUGCAGGAGGUAGGAGUUUACCUGUCAUGCCAGCCCUGCACUACAAGACAGCUUAUGAAGCAGCAAUCAUGUACCAGCACCUGUCCUUAUGGGACGCUCUGAGCUUUACCGAGGCGCCAUUUAAGUCAUUCAAGCCAGUAAACAUGGAAAAUCUUCCUCUAAACAAUGGGAACGGCCAAUCCUAUGGAUACACCCUGUAUGAGACUGUCAUCACUAGCGGAGGAAGCCUGAAGUCUGGAGAUAACAUCCGUGAUCGUGCUCUAGUAUUUGUCGCGAGACGAUAUGUCGGCCUUUUUAAACGCCGGAGUGUAGAGCUGGCAGUGCCUGAUAGUAAGGGCCCACGUACCUUAAGUUUACUGGUGGAAAACUGUGGCCGGGUUCAUCAGGGUAGGGACCUUGACAAACAGCGUAAAGGCCUUGUGGGAGACAUUUUAUUAAACAAUAUCCCCUUGCGGGAUUUUACAAUAUACAGCUUGGAGAUGAAACCCAGCUUUAUUGAUAGUCUGUAUCAGGCACCGUGGAAGACUCUCUCUGAAGCUCCCAGUUUCCCCGGGUUUUUCAUGGGGAGGCUGUUUGCGUAUGGGUACCCAAGUGACACAUUUGUGAAACUUCCGGGUUGGGAAAAGGGCGUUGUGUUCAUAAAUGGCCUGAACCUGGGUCGGUACUGGUCCAUUGGCCCCCAGCAGACGCUUUACCUUCCAAGUCCCUUUCUCAACAGUGGAAUAAACCAGGUCAUUGUGUUUGAGGAGCAAGAGGGCGACUACAGGGUGCACUUUGAGAACACGCCUGACCUGGGCAUGGCAACUGACAUCCAGUGACAGCCGCAACCAUCUGGACACAUGGGCAUUGGUUUUUGCUUAUAGCACCAGGUCAAAUUCAGGAAUAUUAACUUUAUUAUAUGUAUCCUUUUCUAAUAGUGGUAUUUCUAAAAUAUCUAGAUCUAAUAAUACACAAACACAGCUAAUAAAUAGUCACAUAAACUCGUUAUUUACAGUGACUCACUGGGUUCAGAUUCCUACAGUGCAGUGAUCAUUGAGUUAGGUAAUGGUAGGUUUGCCAUGUUGUUAGGUUUGUAUUGCUUGUGUGAAUAGUCUCUAGAAUGUGUCAGGAAGUAAUUACUGAACUGAGAAACAUUGGCUGUGCAUCAAGUGUCGUGAACAGAUUUCAAUUGCAACAAGGUCACAGAGCGUGAGUGUAGGUGAGCGUGUUUGGACAUCGUCACCUCCAGGCCUCCAUUAAUUAAACUGUGUAGCCAACACAGCUUCUAGACUCAUUUCUUCAUAUGGAGUUGUCUCUCAUGAGCAUGGAUAAAGUGAAUAGUGCUAUUUACACCAAAACAAUAAUAAUAUUCUACACAAAAACCUUCACCUCACUCAUCAGGACCUUAACUAACUUGAUGACAGAUGACAGCACUGUCUCUUCUCCUAAAUAGUGCAGUAAUAUCACAUCAAGUGUAACAGGAGUCAAUGACUGUAACAGAGAAUGUUGUUACACCAUAAUAAAGGAUCGCUCAGUG
This is a messenger RNA of Betta splendens (Siamese fighting fish), 2786 nucleotides long. Its product is annotated as beta-galactosidase-1-like protein 2. Bases 1 to 2088 code for a protein of 695 amino acids. The record is from RefSeq and is a predicted model, not a curated record. Gene Ontology annotation, molecular function: beta-galactosidase activity. Gene Ontology annotation, biological process: carbohydrate metabolic process. The transcript is spliced from 18 exons. Lineage: Eukaryota; Metazoa; Chordata; Actinopteri; Anabantiformes; Osphronemidae. Gene Ontology annotation, cellular component: vacuole.